Molecule: messenger RNA, 303 nt
Organism: Miscanthus lutarioriparius
Lineage: Eukaryota; Viridiplantae; Streptophyta; Magnoliopsida; Poales; Poaceae
Source: the annotation of a GenBank genome assembly
AUGGACGGGUCGGCGUUUAUGUCGCUGGCGCCGGAACUCCGCGACGCGCUCGCCAAGGUGGCUGUGUUCGUGCUAGUGCAGGGGCUGGUCUACCUCAUCCUCCGCAGCUCCUCCGACGUCUUCUCCAAGGACGGCCGGCUCAAGUCCCUCAGCUUCCGCUCCAUGCGCUCCAUGAGCGUCAGGCGCCUGCUGGCGCCGCUCUCCGACGUCCCCGUCGGCACCGACGAGGCCUCGCCUUCGCCGUCGUCGUCGAUGUCGCCCGCCGCGUCGUCGUCGCACUGCAGGGCUGCCAGCGAGGAUUGA